Drechmeria coniospora is the source of this 1443-nucleotide messenger RNA. RefSeq lists its product as uncharacterized. Bases 1 to 1443 code for a protein of 480 amino acids. Gene Ontology annotation, molecular function: fatty acyl-CoA hydrolase activity. Lineage: Eukaryota; Fungi; Ascomycota; Sordariomycetes; Hypocreales; Ophiocordycipitaceae. The record is from RefSeq and is a predicted model, not a curated record. The transcript has 4 exons. Gene Ontology annotation, biological process: fatty acid catabolic process; acyl-CoA metabolic process. Gene Ontology annotation, cellular component: peroxisomal matrix.
AUGUACCCAGCGCUCCCCAUCGUCGGCAUCAAGUCAUCUCAGUCGUCAUCGCACGUGGGAGUUGCCGAGGCCCGCUUGCUAGAUAGCCGGCGCCGGACCUAUGUCGGGAAUGUGUACCUUGCGCUUCCCGGACUGGAGCAAGGCACUCGCUGGGUUGGACUGAAACAUCCGUCACCGGCCCGCCACGAGACAGCUUCAUCCUCGCAAUUCUUCGCAUCUGCGCCCGCCUCGGUCCUCGCCCACUGCACGACGCCCUCCGCCGUCGUGCAGAUGUCGGGAGGAAAGCAAUACGCAAGCCAGGCCUGGAUGCAGGAACGGCACGACGCCAUGGCCAACCGACGAGAAUGGCGGCGGAUGGGAUUCCGGGACGCCUUGGAAAUAGUACCGCUUCCCCCGACCGCCGGGGCGCAGGGGCGCAGGUACAUGAGCCAGCGGCCCGCCUGGACGCCCGGCGGCGAGCUUCCGUGGGAGGACUUUGACGGCCCCCGUCCCAAGCACAGCGGCCCUGGCGUGUUCGGCGGUCACGUAUACGCGCAGGCGCCUCUGGCGGCGGCGAGGGCGGUCGAGGAAGACGAGAGGCGGACGGCCUCGUCGAGCGGCAGCACCGACGGCAGGAAAAUCGGCAUCCACUCCAUCCAAGGCGUCUUCACGAACCCGGGGCUCGGCGACCGACCCUUCAUCUACGACGUAUCCACCAUCGCCGCCGGACGCUCGUUCUCGGCCCGGCUCGUCCACGCGCGGCAGCCGAAGCAGGCGUCGAAGGCGGCCGACGGUCCGUACCCGCCCUCGGACGCGCAGCUUCCCCUCAACGACAUUUGCUUCAGCUGCAUCACGACGUUCAAGCGGGCGGUGCCGUCGCACGACGACAUGCAGAUGGCCCGUUCGGCGCAGGAACGGUACGCCCAUGUCCUCUCGACGCGGCCGGUCGAGGAGUGGGAUCUGUGCCCGCAAUCCGACGUCGACAUCGUCAAGGCGCUCUUCCCCAACGCCGGCCACGGCGCCUUUCCCGUACUCGACAUGCACAAGGUCGACAUGAGCGAGUACAACGGCGACAAGGCGGUGCCCGAGCGCCGCGAGCUCAUAUUCUACCGGCUGCUGGAGCCGCUGCCGAGGGACGACGCCAACGCCCACAUCCUCUGCCACGCCUUCGAGGCGGACCGCAACGGCCUCAUCAUGUGCGGGAACCAUCUGGGAUACGGAUACAACCUCGGGACGGCGGCGAGCCUGAGCUACUCGUUCUACGUGCACGUCAACCCGGACGAGGCCGUCAUGGACGGCGACGGCUGGUGGCUUCAGGAAGUCAGCUGGCCACGCGUCAGCGCCGGCCGAUGCAUGAUGGAGAGCAGGCUAUGGAGCCCCGAGGGGAAGCACGUCGCGAGCGGGUACCAGGACGGCAUCAUCGGGCCUGAAAGGAAAAAGGGAGAGGCGCCGAGCAAGCUGUGA